Messenger RNA from Knipowitschia caucasica, 993 nucleotides. The record is from the annotation of a GenBank genome assembly. NCBI's taxonomy places the organism in Eukaryota, Metazoa, Chordata, Actinopteri, Gobiiformes, Gobiidae.
AUGGUCAAAUUCUUGUCUGUGGACUGGCUCGCUCAAAGCCACAGCUGCGACAGUGGAGCUCGGAUUGGGGAAAGCCAAAUGGAUACAGCGUUUAAACCACAUAUACCCUGCAUGGUGCAACCUUCUGCGCCUUCGUAUGGGAAAGGAUACCUCCAGCUAAAAGCUAAAACUGGAAAAAAUGCAGAUUUGGAGAGAAACAGCGAGUCAGGCCUGUGCUCUCCCCGCGCGUCAUGCACCUCGCCAAUUUCAGAAAUCAGCGAGUAUUCCUCUGGCUAUGAGAGCGAGGCGGCCUCCUCGGAGUGCUCAGCCUCAGAGGACGUCAGUGAGGCCGGGCUGAACCAGCGACGCGUACGCACCAAGUUUACUCCGGAUCAGAUCAGCAGACUGGAGAAGAUCUUCCUCAAGCACAAGUAUUUGGACGCGGGGGAGAGAGUGAAGACGGCGCAGAAGCUCAAGCUCACGGAAACUCAGAUCCGGACGUGGUUUCAGAACCGGCGCAUGAAGCUGAAGCGGGAGGUCCAGGACUAUCUGACGCCUCAGGUCCCACCCAUGCUGCUCCACGCCUUCCCCCCAACGCUGCCCUAUCACUACCCCCAUCCUCACCCUCACCCCCACACUCACCCCCAGACUCACCCCACAUCUGGCCCUGGAUUCUACCCUGGGCCCCCGCCACACAUGCUCCACCAUCACCAGCAGACUAUGGUCCCUCAGUCCAUGGUUCCCCAGUCCAUGGUCCCCCAGUCCAUGGUCCCUCAGUCCAUGGUCCCUCAGUCCAUGGUCCCCCAGUCCAUGGUCCCUCAGUCCAUGGUCCCCCAGUCCAUGGUCCCCCAGUCCAUGGUCCCUCAGUCCAUGGUCCCCCAGUCCAUGGUCCCUCAGUCCAUGGUCCCCCAGUCCAUGGUCCCCCAGUCCAUGGUCCCCCAGUCCAUGGUCCCUCAGUCCAUGGUCCCCCAGUCCAUGGUGCAGCAGCCGAUGCAGACCCACUUUUACCAAUGA